AUGAAUUAAUCUAAUUUUGAAUACUUUAAUUAGGAUUUAAAUUAUUAAACUCUCUUAAAAAAACAAAAAAUUUACGUUUAAAAACAACUAAAUAUUAAAAUGGCUAAAGGUUCUGCUGCUAAGUCUGCCACUAAGGCUUCUGCCUCUCCUAAACCCAAGACCCCUAAGUCUAAGUCUACCACUCCCAAGCCCUCCCAAACAAAGAAGCCUAUCGCUAAGAAGCCUGUUAAUAAGAAGGCUGACAAGUCUAAGAAGCCUGCUCAAAAGAAGGGUAACGCCAAGAAGGGUUCCAAGUGA
Molecule: messenger RNA, 297 nt
Organism: Tetrahymena thermophila SB210
Lineage: Eukaryota; Ciliophora; Oligohymenophorea; Hymenostomatida; Tetrahymenidae
Exons: 2
Source: RefSeq, a predicted model, not a curated record